This is a messenger RNA of Pleurotus ostreatus (oyster mushroom), 1923 nucleotides long. RefSeq names its product succinate dehydrogenase flavoprotein subunit. Lineage: Eukaryota; Fungi; Basidiomycota; Agaricomycetes; Agaricales; Pleurotaceae. Gene Ontology annotation, biological process: tricarboxylic acid cycle; mitochondrial electron transport, succinate to ubiquinone. Bases 1 to 1923 code for a protein of 640 amino acids. The record is from RefSeq and is a predicted model, not a curated record. The transcript is spliced from 12 exons. Gene Ontology annotation, molecular function: electron transfer activity; succinate dehydrogenase (quinone) activity; flavin adenine dinucleotide binding.
AUGUUCAAAAGGUCCCUCCAAAGGACGCUCGUUCGACGCCAACGGGCAUUCCAUUCCUCAGCUCCUGCACACAAGGUUGUGGCGACAAACCCAGUCAAGGCUGAAGAGGUCAAGUCGUGGUCCUCAGGAAAGUACCCUCUGAUCGAACACGAAUACGAUGCGAUAGUAGUCGGUGCUGGUGGUGCUGGUCUUCGCGCUGCUUUUGGUCUUGCUGAGGCAGGAUUCAAGACAGCAUGCAUCACCAAACUCUUCCCCACUCGAAGUCAUACUGUUGCUGCACAGGGUGGAAUAAAUGCUGCAUUGGGAAACAUGACGGAAGAUGAUUGGCGAUGGCACAUGUACGAUACAGUCAAGGGUUCGGACUGGUUGGGAGACCAGGAUGCCAUCCACUACAUGUGUCGUGAGGCACCUAACACAGUCAUUGAGCUUGAGCACUUUGGUGUGCCCUUCUCUCGUACGAAGGAGGGCAAGAUCUACCAACGAGCUUUUGGUGGUCAGUCGCUAAAGUUUGGAAAGGGAGGACAGGCCUAUCGUUGUGCCGCCGCCGCCGACCGAACUGGUCAUGCCCUCCUGCACACUCUUUACGGACAGUCCCUUCGCCACGACACGAACUUCUUCAUUGAGUAUUUCGCCCUCGACCUAAUCAUGCAAGACGGUGAAUGCGUUGGUGUCAUUGCUUUGAACAUGGAAGAUGGUACAUUGCAUCGCUUCCGCGCGCAUAAGACUGUUCUCGCUACUGGAGGCUACGGAAGAGCAUACUUUAGUUGCACGAGUGCACACACGUGCUCUGGUGACGGUAACGCCAUGGUUGCCCGCGCUGGCUUGCCUCUCCAGGACUUGGAGUUCGUCCAGUUCCACCCCACAGGAAUUUAUGGAGCUGGCUGCUUGAUCACAGAGGGCUCUCGUGGUGAGGGAGGUUACCUCCUUAACUCGGAGGGAGAACGUUUCAUGGAGCGUUACGCCCCAACGGCGAAGGAUCUUGCCUCUCGUGAUGUCGUCUCUCGUAGCAUGACCAUCGAAAUCCGCGAGGGCCGUGGUGUUGGUCCUGAGAAGGAUCACAUUUACUUACAACUCAGCCAUCUUCCCGCUGAGGUUCUCCACGAACGUCUCCCUGGUAUCUCUGAGACCGCCGCCAUCUUCUCUGGCGUUGAUGUCACGAAGGAACCAAUCCCUGUUCUGCCGACAGUCCACUACAACAUGGGUGGUAUCCCUACCAAGUACACCGGUGAAGUCCUCACCGUCGAUGCUCAAGGCAACGACAAAGUCGUACCCGGUCUCUAUGCUGCUGGCGAAGCCGCCUGCGUUUCCGUCCACGGCGCGAACCGUCUCGGUGCCAACUCGCUACUUGAUAUUGUCGUUUUCGGUCGCGCUUGCGCUCACCACAUCAAGGACACACUCACCCCUGGCAAACCUCAUAAAGCCAUCCCUGAGGAAGCCGGCCUUGAAACCAUCGAAUACCUCGAUGCGAUCAGGAACGCCGAUGGCCCCGAGCCCACUGCUAAAAUCAGACUGGACAUGCAGAAGGCCAUGCAGUCCGACGCUGCUGUCUUCCGUACACAACAAACCCUUGACGAGGGUGUCGUCAAGGUCAAGGAAGUCUACAAGAACUUCGUCAAGAACGUCGGCAUUAAGGAUCGUAGCAUGAUCUGGAACUCCGAUUUGGUUGAGACCCUCGAACUCCGCAACAUUCUCCAGUGUGCUAUCCAAACCAUUACCUCUGCCGCUGCUCGCAAGGAAUCUCGUGGUGCUCAUGCUCGCGAAGAUUUCCCCGAUCGUGACGAUGAGAACUGGAUGAAGCACACUCUUUCUUUCCAACGCAACCCUGAGACCCCCGACGUCGAGCUCUCGUACCGCCGUGUCAUCGACACCACGUUGGACGAAAAUGAAUGCAAGGCCGUACCGCCUUUCAAGCGAGUGUACUGA